UACUGAAGCAACACCAGAGAAAGAAGCGGAAGAAGAGAGAGAAGGAUAUAUAUAUAGCAACAAUGCUGCCCGUCUUCCUCUUCCUUCUCCUCAUCCUCCUGUCCGCCGCCGACGCCUCCGUCCAGGACUUCUGCGUCGGCGACAUUUCCGCCUCUGACACCCCCGCAGGCUAUCCUUGCAAGGACGUCUCUCAUGUCACCACCAACGACUUCGUCUUCAAGGGUCUCGGUAAGGCGGGUAACACCUCAAACAUCAUCAAGGCCGCCGUGACCCCUGCGUUCGUCGGCCAGUUCCCUGGCGUCAACGGACUCGGCAUCUCCGCCGCUCGGCUCGACCUUGCCCCUGGAGGCGUGGUCCCCCUCCACACCCACCCAGGUGGCUCUGAGCUGCUCGUCGUCACGCAAGGCAUGAUCCUCGCCGGCUUCAUCUCCUCCGCGAACGGUGUCUACUACACUACGCUCCACAAGGGGGACACCAUGGUCUUCCCACAAGGCCUGCUUCACUUCCAGGUAAACGCCGGGGGAGUCACCGCAGUGGCCAUCGUCACCUUCAGCAGCCCUAACCCUGGACUUCAGAUAACGGCGUUCGCGCUCUUCGCCAACAGCUUGCCAUCUGCGCUGGUGGAGAAGGUCACCUUCCUCGACGACGCACAGGUGAAGAAGCUAAAAAAGGUGCUCGGAGGAUCCGGUUAAGUUAUUUGACGGUUUCCACCGUCACCGAUAUCUCUCGCUCUCUCUCUCGGAAGUAAGUGUCUGCGUCUGUUGUGAUCGCGAUUCGAGCGAUUCCACCGUCUUCUUGUAUCGGGUCAUGUUGUCCAAAAACUUUGGUUCUACUUAUCAUCACCCUAUGACAUGAGUGAAUAUUUAUUUUGGUGGUGAAAGGUAUCACCUGCUAAAAAAUUUAAUGGUUUAUCGUAA
Musa acuminata subsp. malaccensis (wild Malaysian banana) is the source of this 917-nucleotide messenger RNA. RefSeq names its product germin-like protein 8-14. The record is from RefSeq and is a predicted model, not a curated record. Lineage: Eukaryota; Viridiplantae; Streptophyta; Magnoliopsida; Zingiberales; Musaceae. Gene Ontology annotation, molecular function: manganese ion binding. Gene Ontology annotation, cellular component: cell wall.